AGUUUCCACAGUCAACACUAAUCGAGGUAGGAUCCCCUACAACAAAGAAAUGCACAGGAUUGACGCAGUAGUGACAUUUUUACAAACAUUAUCACGUAUAUAAUCAAUUAGUCAGUCCCUUUUUUUAUGGAGAACGGCAACCCCCAUCUGGACAUUAAUUACAAUUCUGCAAACAUUGCAUUAUUAGAACAUUGUUGAAACAGCGAAAGCCCUGAAGUGAAUCCUACUUUACUGAACAGUACUUGGGAAGGUGUCAGUUUUUGUCAUAUGAACCGUGACUCGCAGGCUGACUGUGGAUGUAGUGGUAGGGACUGUCUGCCCACUGUGCUGCUGUCAACACGGAAGCGAAAGAAAGACUUCCCGCUGGCCACUAAGUCAUUCCUUUUUGGAAACAGUUGAAGGUAAACAUCGUCGCCUGUCCAGACAUGUCUACUGCGUACAGAAACAGAAUACAGGAGUUCAAAGUAGCUUUGGGUGGAGAAAACAUAAACCUGAAGACACUGAGGGAACUGUGCUUCAAUGGAAUCCCAUUUGAAGGAGGCAUACGAGCACUCUGCUGGAAAAUUCUUCUCAAUUACCUACCUCUUGAUCAGACACUGUGGGAGUCUUUCCUCAAAAAGCAGAGGGAGGUGUAUUCCCAGUUCCUAAAAGAAAUGAUCAUCCAGCCUGGCAUCGCCAAGGCCAACUUGGGCCUUUCUAGAGAAGAUGUCACAAUGGAGGACCAUCCUCUAAAUCCCAAUCCAGACAGCAGGUGGAAUACCUACUUCAAAGAUAAUGAAAUUUUACUGCAGAUUGACAAGGACGUAAGGCGAUUGUACCCUGACAUGGCAUUUUUCCAACGUCCCACUGAAUACCCCUGCCAGCUUAUCCUGGACCCUCAGAAUGAUUAUGAGACACUACGCCGACGAGUGGAACAAACCACCCUGAAAGCACAAACUGUAAACCGCAACCGCAGUGGAGUCACCAAUGUCAGCUCACCUGGAAAAGCUCUGAACCUGUAUCCAUCCAAUGAAUAUGAAGUGCUGCCCAAUGGCAGUGAAGCACACUGGGAGGUAGUGGAGCGGAUCCUUUUCAUCUAUGCCAAACUUAACCCUGGGAUUGCAUACGUACAGGGCAUGAAUGAGAUUGUUGGGCCGAUUUACUACACUUUUGCCACAGAUCCGAACAGCGAGUGGAAAGAGCACGCUGAAGCAGAUACCUUUUUCUGUUUCACCAACCUGAUGUCAGAGAACAGAGACAAUUUCAUCAAGAGCUUGGAUGACUCUCAGUGCGGCAUCACGUACAAGAUGGAGAGUGUUUACUCCAUGCUCAAAGACAAAGACCUGGAGCUCUAUCUCAAACUGGAAGAGCAAAACAUCAAACCCCAGUAUUUCACAUUCCGCUGGCUCACCCUGUUGUUAUCUCAGGAGUUCCUUCUACCAGAUGUCAUCCGCAUCUGGGACACCCUGUUUUCUGACCAGGACCGAUUCCAUUUCCUCAUCCUGGUUUGCUGUGCCAUGCUCAUACUUAUCAGAGAUAGCUUGCUGGCAGGAGACUUCACAGUGAACAUGAGAUUACUUCAGGAUUACCCCAUCUCAGAUGUCCACACCAUUCUGAUCAAGGCCAAAGAGCUGCAGGAUAAUUCAUAACCUGCUCCCUCUUUUCCUUCUGACUUCUCCACUGACAUGUGGUAGGUGGUAGUUUAAAAACAUUUUAAAACAUUGUCAUGUCAAACAUGUAUCGUGUAUGGACUUGAUCAAUGAAGAGACUGAACAGAUGCAUUGGGAAAACUCUUUAUAACUCAAUGUCUGAUGUUUGACCUUUGAGGACUUCAGUGAAAAUCGAGAAGACGCAUUGAAACUGUUUCUUCCUCGAUGUGAGAAGGGAGGGGGCAACACUUGCUUCACAAUGUAUUAUGGGAAAUCCCUCCCUUGGUACCUGUUCCUCCUGCCCUCACAGCCAUCUCUCCCAUGGAGACAUGUGCUCAGAUAAAUAUGUUGGCAGUGAACAUCUGAGGGAGAUGAAGCCACCGUAAUACUACACUACGGAUGUUAGUUUAUCAUGAAAACAUACCAGAAAUGUUCAACAAUGGAGCCAAGAAAAAUCCAGCUGCAAUCAUAUAUGUAGUCGUAUUGAGCAGGUGUUUGUGUUCAGCAAUAGUGCAUGUUUGUACUUUAAGAGUUUCUUAAUUUUUUGAAGUCUUUUUUAAAUGUAAGAGACAUGUAUGCCUUAUUUGUUUAAUGAGGUGGAACAGGAAACAUUUUUGGGUAUAUUUUCAGCUUGAUAAAAUAAAUAUGAAGUGAUGAGCCUGACCUAUUCAGUAUUGUAUUAGUAGCCUUCUGGAAAUCCUUGUCAUCUCAACAAUGUGCUUUGAUCCAUUGGAAAUGUAAGUUAAAUUCCUUGUAAAGUCAAUGUAGAAACAAACCACAAUUGAAAGACGGGCAUUGUUUUUCACACUGAACAUUACUUUCAGGGUUUUUUCCCAGCCUGUAUACAUAUAUAUAGCUCUGUACAAGGUUUAUUACAGUACUUUAUACCAUUGGGAAUCGUUCAUUGUGACUGACCAGACGACAUCCAUUAUUUUCAAUUAAUGUAUGUCUGACACAGCGGCCUUAUCUCUGUUCAUAGUUCACACUCAGCCUUCUGGUUUCCACUGUUGCUGACCUACUACUAGUAGUUAGGCUUCAUUUUUUUCCCAGCAUUAGUGCUACAUGAUACCAAUUUUGUGGUUUUAGUAGAUAUCAUUUACAAUAUACAGCUUAUUUAAUUGUUGUACAUGAGCAAAUGAAAUCAGAGGUCCAAAAUGUGACAUGACGCUUCAAUGCAAGCAUCCAACAAAUGACUUAACUUAAAUAAAAUGGCCGUUGUAUAAAUUGGGAUUUUGUGGUGAAACAAGUUCAGUAAGAAUUUUACGAUUGUAACCUGGGUCAUUCUGUGUGGUUUCACCAGAUGGUGGUUGCCGCACCAUUUUCAAAUUAUUCCUAAAUUUGCAUGCCAUUAGACAGUCACAAAAGUACUUUCUAUGCAAAAUUGUAGGCCUGUAGCUCAAAUAGUUUCUGAGUUGUGGGGGCAUAGCUCAGUGGGUAGAGUGGCCGUCUCGCAACUGGAGGGUUGCGGUUCGAUCCCCGGCCCGUCGAGCUCAUGUCGAGGUGUCCCCGAGCAAGACACCUAACGCCUAAUUGCUCCUGGUGGGUUGUGGUUAGCGCCUUGCAUGGCAGCUUCCGCCAUCAGUGUGUGAAUGGGUGAAUGCGACAUAUCAUGUAAAGCGCUAUAUAAAUACAACCAUUUACCAUUUUAAAUUACUGAAAAGCAAAAAACGAUUUUGACAUUGCCCAUGCCAUUUUGAGUAAGAAUAUCUCUGUAACUACAAAUAUAACCCUGCUGCUUUUUUGUACAGUGAUAGAAGACAGAUAGAACUGUCUUGUAGAAAAAUUUGGGGUCUCUGGUACCUGUCCCACACUGAUAUUUUUGCCACCAAACAUAGUCAAUUAAAAAUCUCGUCCAGCUUCGGGAGCUCAUAUUUUCCACACUGAGGUACCUUGAAAGCUCCAGUUUGCUAAGUUAUCACACAAGUUUGUGUAGAAUGGAACCCAGAACACUUAGAACACUUCUGUGCAGUAUUUCUAGUACUUUUAAGGUCCCAAACCCCACUCGUUAGUAGGUAUCUCUUAAUUUUUAGCAUUUUUAGCAAGCCCCCAUGGCCUGCAGAGUGUAGGAAAACACCUGAGGAUGUUUAUGGGGCACUAUCUACAUGCAGAGGCCUUGUUUACCAACUCACAGCUCUCUGGUAUGUCUAGAGGCUGAGAAUUAACCACUUGAAGAUGCAAAAAACCCUGGCGAGGCUUUUUAUUGCCCAAAUUCUGAAAAUUGCAGACCCCCACAACUCAGAAACUAUUUGAGCUACAGGCCUACAAUUUUGCAUAGAAAGUACUUUUGUGACUGUCUAAUGGCAUACAAAUUUAGGAAUAAUUUGAAAAUAGUGCGGCAACACCCUCAAGGAAUAUCUGGUCAUUUCACCUGGAAUGACCCACCAGGUGUUUAAAGCCAACUUAUACCUGACUGUUUUCAAUGCACUGUACCAUAUUUUAGUCAUUUUAUAGUGAGCCAGUGCCUAAUGAUUCUUCCUUUUGUAUUUUGACUUGAAGCUGACAAACAUGUUGCCACCAUACAUUUUUUAUUUACCUAGUUAAUGAGAUACUGGCAAGUGAAAAUGACUCGGACAAAACUAAAGUCUACUUGACCCUGUAAAAACACACGCACGCCACAAACAGGAGCUAAAUGUGUUAUGAAAUACCCUGCAUUUCCAAAGCAGCCAUUGGGGGAUUGCAUUGUGCCAAGGUAACUUGCAUCAAUAGAGUAAUAAUUCAAAUACACAUAAGUUUGGGCAGCUAUGGGCAAUGACAUAUUUUGUGGAUUUUUGUGAAUACAAACCCUGCAUAAUGCAAUAUUACAUUUUUGUUUUAUUUGCCCUUGGGUGCCUAGACAUGUGCAUACUUUGCAUAUGUUUGCAGCUAUGUUUUAAUUUUGUCUACACUCAUAUUGAAUGCUAAACUGUUGGCCAGAGGAUUUUAAUUAUGUUCAGAUAAUUCCAUGACUGAGAUGGCCAUAAUUGAUAACCAUUUUGUAAGGAUAUCAUGCUAGUUUAUAGGGAUGUCAUGAUACCAGAAAUGUGCUAGUCUUCACAAAUCAAAACGGCUAUGCUAACACAAAUGCACACCGUUACAAGUUGAGAGACUGAACAGUAAUUACAAUUGCUAUUAAAGGCAGUGUUAAAACUU
Acanthochromis polyacanthus (spiny chromis) is the source of this 4757-nucleotide messenger RNA. It is a transcript of the gene tbc1d13, whose product is annotated as TBC1 domain family, member 13. Gene Ontology annotation, biological process: intracellular protein transport; activation of GTPase activity. Gene Ontology annotation, molecular function: GTPase activator activity. The coding region runs from base 426 to 1628 and encodes 400 amino acids. The transcript is spliced from 12 exons. The record is from RefSeq and is a predicted model, not a curated record. Lineage: Eukaryota; Metazoa; Chordata; Actinopteri; Pomacentridae.